UGUGCUGCUGGUGCAAUGACACACGUUUCUGAAUUAUGUAACAUUUUACUGACUCAUGAUGCUGAUGUUCAUGCGGCAGACAAAUAUAGGAACCAACCACUACAUGUGGCAUGUAGACACAAUAAUAUUAAAAUUGGGAAAGUGUUGAUAUCUCAUGGAGCAGAUGUAGUUGCUAUUAAUGGACAGAACUUAUCACCUUUUCAAUUAGCAUCACGACAUUGUGAGAAUCAUCCUGACUUGUGUUUAGCUCUUUCUAGGGCAGGAUUGACCUCAAUUCAGACUGAACACAUUUGUCAAGCUUUGGAAUUUGCAUUCAGUAAAAACAAUCAACUUACUGGUUGGGUGUUGAGUAAGAUUUAUACACAGACAGAAACCUCCCUUACUGAAAAGUUGUCUGAAUGGAUUGACACGAUAGAUAUUGAUGAAUUGCUUGUAACAGCACUUGAUCAGAAACAAAUAGAGUCGUGUUUGAUUCUGAUAGAAAAUGGUGCAAGUGUGAAUGGGCCAGAUCUAUGUCCUGUUCGACCUCUUACACUAUCAGUCAGAGAAGGACAAUUAAACAUGUGUAAAGUUUUGAUUGAACGAGGAGCAUCAGUUAAUGCUGAGGGUUACAAGUAUAAAGAACCACCUAUAUAUUAUGCUCUUACUGGGAACAAAACUGAAAUCGUGAAGCUUCUUCUCUCACAUGGUGCAGAAUUCAUGAAUAUUAAAAUUAGAAACAGAUCAGCAUUAGAACGCUCACAGACAACAGGAAGUCGCGCAGUGGCAAGAAUGUUGAAUGCUGCAGCUUCUUAUCCUGAAGAGAUUGUAUCUCAAGGAGAAGCAGCAAUGCGUAUCUAUGAUGCCGCAUGCAAUGAAGAAAAUGCAGUGACUGUAUUUUUGCGUGUUGAUGUUGUCGGUCGUGAUGGUGCUGGAAAGACAAGUUUGACAAAGUCGAUCACUCUCAUGAAGUUUGACCAGUAUGAGCCGAGCACAAGAGGUGUCAUUCCAAUGAGUCGCAUUAUCAUGAAAGAAGCACGUAACUGGACUGUUCCUGUCACCAGUGAACGUUACAGAGAUCUGUACGACAAGAACAUCACGGCAGUUAUGGCAGAGGCUUUUAAUAGACCAGAAGAAAAAGAUAAGUUUUUGACAUUGGCAAGAGACAAGAAGACGAGCACAAGGAAACAAAAUAGUAAGACAUCAGUGAAGUCCAGUUCAAAGCUGAUGGCAAUAGCAAGUUCCACUGAUGGGCAAAGAGACGAGCAAUCAGAUGAUAUGUCAAUGAACGGUGGUGACAACGUACUUGAGCAGCCUGUUGCUAUGAGGUUAGAAGAGGUCAGUAAUGACCGACAACUUUCAGAAUCUUUGGAGUUAAAUGAUGAGAGUGCACAUGUGAGUGGUGAUGUAACUGGUGAAGACAGAGAGACAAGAGAACGAUCAACAGAGAUGUGUUGUAGUUCAGGUAGUGCAAGAGACAAUGUUGAAGCACAAGUAGAAUCAGUAGCAGGUUUUAGUUCAGAGACUGUAGUAGUAGCCGUUGAUACUGAUAGUUCAGAAAAGAGUGAAACAAAGGAAAUAGGAAAUGUACGAAGAAGAAAAAGAAGAAGGAAGAAGAAAGCAAGUAAGAUGAAGACAUCUGAUAAACGACCAUCACGACAAUCUCGUCAGACGGUGACGAGCAGAAAGAAGAGAAAGAGAACUUAUCAACUAAGUUCACAAUUCUCCUCAGAUGUGCAGUCUUCGACAUCUACAGAUACACAGCAACAUCAGCCACAAUCAAAACGAAGGAAGAAAUCUAAAUUGAAAGAGCCACGUGGUCAGUCACAGUGUUCAGGCUCGGCAGCAGUUUCUGGUAAUAGUGAGAGCAAGGCUAAUGAGUCAAAGGAUAUACCCGAAGGCAUCAAAAGAAGAGUGACCGACUAUCUGAGAAAUAGUGAAUCUCUUCGGAAGGCCAAAGAUGAAAUCAUGGUCACCAUUUUAGAUUAUGCCGGUCAGCAUGUGUUUUACACAACACAUCAGCUUUUCCUCUCUCGAGCUGCUUUCUACUAUGUGGUGUUUGAUGCUUCUCAACCAUUGGGUAGCCAGACGGCAUCGGUAUUUCGUAAACUUGAUGGCGAAGUAGUUUACAUGGGUGACAUAGCUGAUGCUACAAACUACGAACGAGUUGAAGAAUGGAUAUCAGCCAUUCACAUUAUGGAAGCGGAGCCGUCAUAUUUCAUGAUAUUUGAGAAUGUAGGCAUACGAUCACCUGGAAUCUUCCUUGUUGGUACACACGCUGAUGUACUAAGAAAAGAGGAAGGGAAGUUGGAGAAGCAAGACGAAUUCAUGAAGAAGAAACUGCAAGACACAGAGCUGUCAGAGCACAUCAUAUGGGCAUCUAAAGACAGAAUGUGUUUCUAUGUCGAUAACUCGAUGACGAAUGCAGACAGUGGUGCUGUAGAUCCACAAGUACAGUUGCUGUGUCAAAAGACAGAAGAGGUAGCACGUCAGGUGGCAAAACACGACAAGCUUCCAAUGACGUGGCUUCGAUUUAAAGAAGAGCUUCACCAGUUGAAAGAAGAUGAGACGACAAGAAAGGUCGUGUCUGUAGACGAGUUGCUGCAACUUGCCCAAAGAGUUGGCGGUAUCAAGACCAAAGAAGAGUUCAUGGUAUUGCUGCAGUAUCUGAGCAAUCGUGCUGUUGUUCUUUAUCAUCCAAAAGCUUUAAAGACUGCAGAGAAAGAAGUCGUUCUAGAUGUUGAGUGGCUGAUGUCUCAACUAGAAAAGGUGGUGACCAUUCACACAGCUGUUCCCUCGAUGUGGAAGAGGGAUAUGGCACGUUGUGCAGAGACAGGUAUCAUGACACAAGAAUGUCUCGACUACUUGUUACCAGACUUGUCGUGUCGUAGCAUCAUCAAGUCACUUCUGAAGUAUUAUGACUUGAUGUGUCCAUAUCUUGGACUGGAUGCCAACAGUUUGGAAUUUUCCAGUGAUCAACAGGAUUACGUCAACUUGAAAUUCCAGUCUAUUGAAAAUGAAGACAAGUCACAGUGUCAAGCAUAUUUUGUGCCUUGCUUACUACAGAAAGAGUCUUCACUGUUAUCUACAGAGAUACCCUACAGUCAUAAGACUGCUGCUCUUAUUUUACAUUCUGGUAAUAUUCGUAUGCCUAAGCCUUUAUUCUACCGUCUACUCACUCGAUUGGCAAAACGAUUUCGUCGUUUGCCACAAUUGUUUCAGAAUGUUGGCUACUUCAGGGUUUAUAACCACCACAAGCUGGAGAUUUCAUUAGACAAGCACAGUUUGCAGAUGAUUGUCUGUACUGACCACAAGGAUCCUCUUCCAGCAGUAUGUGCUCUUGUCAAAGAUUUUGUUGUCACUUCAGUUGAUGAAGCUAAACAACAAGGCAUGCCAGGAUUAAAGCUGCAACUAGGUUACAUGUGGAACAAUCCAGAUCACAUUGGAACUGAUUCUGAAUUUGUGUCUCUGAAAGGAUGGAAUGAUUUACCAGAAACCGUGUAUGUUAAAUCACUGGACAAGGAAGUCAGACUUUCAGAAACCUUACAUGCUUGGUUUCCUGCAAACAGUGAGUUUGCUGUCCCUUUGGAGCCUGACAUGUAUGUGUUACCUGAUACACACUUGCUACAUUAUGGGAAGGAAAAGAGUUUAGCUCAGUGUCUUCCAGCAUACACAAUACAGUCAACCACUCCAAUUUCUCAUCUUCUGAGUGACACUCAUGUUCAUGAAUGCCUUCAAAAGGUAGCUGAAGUUAUGGAUAAAGAAGAGGACAUAAUAUGUGACGACUGGAGGAGUUUGUGGUGUGACCUACUUGAACGACCUUUAAGUGAAAUGAAGAUGAAGAUUCAACAAACUGCAAAUACCAGUCCAACUCACUUUGUUCUGAAGAAAUGGAUACACAAGUCAUCAUCAGCAACUGUCGGCAAACUCAUUGAACGACUUACUGCUAUUUAUCGAAAUGAUGUGGCAGAAAUUCUGAUGAAAUACUUAAAUGAAGGAGACUGUAAGAUAAGGACAGUCACUACAGACAAUACAGGUAGACAGUCUUCCAGGGCAUUUUCUGUUUACUCGAGAGAUAGCCAGAUGGUGACUCUAAAAACUGCAGUUAAAGAUCUUCUAGUUUAUCCUUUCAGUCAUGGUAUUGUUGAAGUAUGCAACCUUCUAGAUCAAACUGAGAGGGCAGAUGACUGGCAUCAUCUCUGGUCACACUUACUAGACAGUCCAGUUGAGAUAAAACUUCAUAGAGAUGAGAAAGAAGGCUUUAUGGUUUUAUUGAAUCAGUGGUGCAGCAAGAAAUCACAGUCUGAAGCAACUGUUAAGCAUCUAAUUGAUGCACUGAAGUUAGCUGGCAGAAGUGAUGCUGCUGACGUCAUGAAACAGUACUGCAAGCCUUUGGAUGACGUACUACCUGUUCCUGUCAUUUCUGGUAAAUUCAAAAUGGAGUUGACUGAAGUCAAAGCAAUAAAAUUAGAUCUUGGUAAUGGCAAGUAUGUCAAACUACUUCAGACAUUUUCUAUCAUGGAAACAAUCGGAAUUCAAGGUGGCCUUCUGAGCUGCUCAAAAAAUGAGCAGUUCAUUUUUAUUCCUUCGGGUGCACUUCUGUCAGACACAAGCAUUGAAGCUACAGUUUACCAUGUUGUUGACUCAGUUGGAUUGGAUAGAGCAGAAUUUGUAACAAGCUUGUUGGAGGUCGCUCCACAUGAACUGAGGUUUGAGAAACCUAUUGAAAUUUUGAUGUCUCAUCAUCUGUUUAUUGAUGGUGACAGCAGUAAAGUUGAAGUUCUAUACCACAGUGGUGCAUCAGCAGAUGAUAGUGUUACAUCUUCUUGUCAGCUGACAUCAGUUAACGAGUCUUGCCUGGUCAAUGACAUGACAAUGACUCUUUGGGAAGAUUUUGUUCACAUUGAAACUUCCUAUUUUUGUAGGUUUGAUUUGCGCUGUGAAGGCACCUCUUUUAUUAAAGUUUGGGCAUCACUGCAUACAUCGAAGACCCCAAAUCCAGACCAAUUUUGUGUUAAACUAUUUCUUACAAAAUGUCGACCCAAGCCUCAUGAUGAGAUCUUUAAAGAUGUAGAAGUGACCGGCUGUGAAUUAGAAUGCAGAUAUUGCACACAGCUGACGUUAACUUGUGAAGAAAAAGAAGAUUUACAAGUGACUGUUGAGAUCCCCCCAAGCACAAAAGGAUGGAGAGCAAAGGGGAAUUCCAAUCUGCAUCAGGCCAUUCAGUAUAAAAAAAUUCAAAAUUUGGUUGUCCAGGAUAGGCCGUAUAUUAGCACCGACUUUGGUUUUGAUAAAACGUUGGAUGAUGAUGUAACCGAUUUUGCUCCAGUUUUUGUGUUGAAUGGUAUUCAAUGUAUUCUUUCUCCAUCAUCUACUUUUCGACAAACAUCUGACACUGUCUCAACUGUUAGUCAAGAAAACAGCAUUGCAAACAUGACCAAGGCAAGUGAUGUGCAGCAUCAAAGAUCGGUGCGUGCCAGCCAGUCACAACAGUCUAAAGAAACUGUUACACACAGUUCUGAUGGCAAAUUGAGCUUACCAGACCAUGGCAGUGUUAAUGGCAGUUCUACAGCUUCAACUCUUCAGGUUGGAAACGGAUUUUCCUGCAGCAGUCAGGUGUCCCAUAGUGAAGGUGUCGCGGAUGUGGAAAGGGAGGAACAUCAUGUUACUAACAGCAAUUUAUCUGUUGCAAGUUCUGCUGCCAAACAAGAUGUUGAAGAACCUUCAUUAAGUCUAUCUGACUUGAAACAGAACCGCCACCCUAAGGGCUUAGAUAGAAUUGUUACAAAGUGUGAUAUACAAUUUAUUUCUGGAUAUGAGAAAGUGGCUAAGAUGUCGCUGCAACUAGGGUGGCUGAUGUUUCAACGUGAUGACUAUUCACUUAUGGAUGUUAGAAACACUCUUAUGAAGGAUGUUCUAGAUCAACCAGAUUGCACGAAAGUCACUCAUGUGAUUGAAGAGUGGCGUCGAUGUAAACAAUAUGAGGCAACUGUUAGAGCAUUGAUAGACAUCUGUUGUCAGCACACUAUUGGCUGUGACAGGCAGUAUAUGGAAUCUACACUCAACUCACUUCCUCAACUUCAUUAUUCUUCCUCUGAACUCAAUCUGUCAAACAGACAACAUUGUAAAGUGAGCAACAAGGAUCUCGUUGAAGUAGCAAGUGCAGUGAGUGGAAAUUGGGGACAAUUCUCUGCCCGGCUUGAUCCAGAUCUGUUUACUGUUUUGGAGAGAAAGAAAAUUAGACAGUCACACAGUGAACCUUUCGAUCAAUCUCAUGCAAUGUUAGAGAAAUGGUCAGACAAGUUGGACAAGAAAGCUACUAAUGGGUUGGUGGUAGAGGUUUUGUUGAAGAACAACAUGCAAGCACAAGCCAACAAAAUAUUUGGGGAACAUCUUGUAAAAUACGUGGAAAGCAAUCGCUCUGACUAGGCAGCUUGGUUUGGGUGAGUGGCACAUGACAAUCUGUUCUCAGUCAGACUCAGCUUUGGUAAAGGCUGGGGACGUAGCAACACGAGAAUACCCAAGCAGUUGCUUAUGCUGGGUUGAAGUAUUUCUCAACAGUAUGCAGUAGCAUCACUUCUAGUAUGAACUAAAGAUUUCCCCACUACCCUACCCACGGGAUUGUAAUAGUUUAUGAUUUUUUAUGCUGGACUAAGGAUAGUUAUUUCGUAAAGAAAAAGGCAUUAGUCAUCCAGUCAAAGACCAGGUACUCGAUAUUCUGAAUUUGUGUCUCCGAAAGGAUGAAAUCAUUUGCCAGAAACCGUGUAUGUUAAAUCAGUGGACAAGGAAUUUAGUCAGACUCUCAGAAACCCUACAUGCUUGGUUUCCUACAAACAGUGAGUUUGCUAUUCUUAUGGAGCCUAAUAUGUACUUGGCACCUGAUACAAAAUUGCUACAUUCUGAGCAACGAAAGAGUUUGGUUCAAUGCCUUCGACUCUGUCCAAUACAGUCAACCACUCCAAUUUCUCAUCUUCUGAGUGACACUCAUGUUCAGGAAUGUCUUCUAAGGGUAACUGAAGUUAUGGAUAAAGAAGAUGACAUAAUAUGUGACGACUGGAGGAGUUUGUGGUGUGACCUGCUUCAAUGUCCUUUAAAUGAAGAAAUGAAGACGAAGAUUCGAGAAACCACAAGUCCAACUCUGUAUGUUAUGAAGAAAUGGAUGCGCAAGUCAACAUCAGCAACUGUUGGCAAACUAAUCGAACUUCUCAGUGCUAUUUAUCAAAAUGAUGUGGCAGAUAUUCUGAUGAAAUAUUUAAAUUAAAGAGAAUGUGAGAUGACGGCAGUCAGUACAGGCAACACAGACAGACAAUCAUCAAGUUCAUUCUGUGCAGAGUCGAGGGACAGUCAGAUAAAUCCUGAGCUGUCACUAAACAACAUAGCAAGGUAGCACCAGAUGAUCUAGUUGCUGUGGCAAGUACAGUGGGCGUAAACUGGGAGGAGCUCGCCACCAGAUUAGCACCAGUCAUGUUUAGUAUCAUAAAGACGGAGAAGAUUAAAGCUCAGUAUGGUAAACCUUUCAUUCAGUCUCGUUCAAUGUUGGAGGAAUGGGCAAACGGAUUGGACAAGGUGUGUGCAACAAGUCGGCAGAGUCAUGCAAGUACAAGCACUGCUGCUCGAACAACAACUGUGGGGACCACAUCCUUGUUCCGCUUGUCCCCUCCAACGCUCCAAUUAACGAACUCUAUUUGUCAACUCCAAUUAAUACUCACUGUUUGGCAACGUUUCGUUGACACCAUCCCGAUGCAGCUUUUGUUUACUCUCUAGUGCACGACGUCACACACGGUUGUGCUAUUGGUUUCUCUGGCCCAAGGAUUUCCCGUAUUAACCCAAACCUUUCUUCUGCCCAUGACCAUCCAAACGUUCAGAAACAAUUACAGAGUGAAUGUGAUCACGGACACAUGG
Messenger RNA from Corticium candelabrum, 7881 nucleotides. RefSeq lists its product as uncharacterized. Gene Ontology annotation, molecular function: protein binding. The record is from RefSeq and is a predicted model, not a curated record. The transcript has 16 exons. The coding region runs from base 16 to 6408 and encodes 2130 amino acids. Gene Ontology annotation, biological process: signal transduction. NCBI's taxonomy places the organism in Eukaryota, Metazoa, Porifera, Homoscleromorpha, Homosclerophorida, Plakinidae.